AUGUGGUCAACACUUUUCCGCGAGUACAUGAUGCUUCAAUCUUCCAAGUGGGCGUGUUGGUCCAGAUAUUUGAGAAGAAUUGGCAAACAUCCUGACAACCAGAAACGAGCGUCAAAUAGAGUGACAGUGAUGUCGUCGAACACAUUUCUCUUCACCUCGGAAUCAGUUUCUGAAGGACAUCCCGACAAGAUGUGCGACCAAGUCUCUGAUGCAGUUCUCGAUGCUCACCUCGCCAUUGAUCCCGAUGCAAAGGUUGCUUGCGAAACGGUAACUAAAACGGGUAUGAUCAUGUUGUGCGGCGAAAUCACAUCUAAGGCAAAUGUCGAUUAUCAGACGCUUGUACGAGAGGUGGUGAAGAAAAUUGGAUACGACGAUUCCAGCAAGGGUUUCUGUUAUAAGACAUGUAAUGUCCUUGUCGCUCUAGAAGAGCAGUCACCCGAUAUUGCUGCUGGUGUUCAUGUUGAGAAAGAGGAAGAGGAAGUCGGAGCUGGUGAUCAGGGAAUCAUGUUUGGUUAUGCUACUGAUGAAACUGAGGAGGCCAUGCCUCUCACUCUAAAGCUUGCACAUGAGUUGAACGCUAAACUUCACGCUCUGCGUCGCAACGGAACUCUCGAAUAUGUUCGUCCGGAUUCGAAGUCGCAGGUUACCAUUGAGUACAAGUUCGAGGGUGGAGCAUGCGUACCUCUUCGCGUGCAUACUGUUGUGCUGUCCGCUCAACACUCACCGGCUGUAAGUCUAGAGCAGUUGAGAAAGGAACUACUUGAGAAGGUAAUCAAGGCCGUUAUCCCAACAAACCUUCUCGAUGAUAAGACCGUCUACCACAUCAACCCCUGCGGUAAAUUCAUCAUCGGAGGACCAAUGGGAGAUGCUGGCCUGACAGGCCGCAAAAUUAUCGUUGACACCUACGGAGGAUGGGGAGCUCACGGUGGCGGUGCGUUCUCUGGAAAGGACCCCACCAAGGUCGAUCGUUCCGCUGCUUAUGCUGCUCGUUGGGUUGCCAAGUCCCUUGUGAAAGCUGGAAUUUGCCGUCGUUGCCUGGUCCAGGUUUCUUACGCCAUUGGAAUUGCCGAACCUCUCUCUGUCAUGGUGUUCUCGUUCGGUACAUCGGCUCUCAACGAAGCAGAACUUCUCCAGAUUGUAAAUGACAACUUUGAUCUGCGACCUGGAAUGAUCAUCAAAGAGCUCAACCUGAAGAGACCGAUCUACGAGCGCACAGCCGAGAAUGGUCACUUUGGACACGCAUCCUUCCCAUGGGAACAAGCAAAAGAGCUGAAAAUCUCUGCAGAACUUCUCGCAAAGUCCAAGCAACCUGCCCGUGCAGAAGAUGCAGGUGCGAUAGCGCACUGA
Messenger RNA from Necator americanus (New World hookworm), 1347 nucleotides. RefSeq lists its product as uncharacterized. Gene Ontology annotation, biological process: S-adenosylmethionine biosynthetic process. Gene Ontology annotation, molecular function: methionine adenosyltransferase activity; ATP binding. The record is from RefSeq and is a predicted model, not a curated record. Lineage: Eukaryota; Metazoa; Nematoda; Chromadorea; Rhabditida; Ancylostomatidae. Bases 1 to 1347 code for a protein of 448 amino acids. The transcript is spliced from 11 exons. Gene Ontology annotation, cellular component: cytosol.